AUUCUCAGUGGUUGGUCCACCAGCAAACAUGAGAUUCCUUCUGGUAGCCUUACUAGCUGGCCUUUGUGCCGUCUCGGCCGUCUCUGUUGGCAGUGAGUACCAUCAUGAAUACAACCAACAAAGACAAAAGGAAAUCUACCGCCUGUUCAAAUACAUCAACCAGCCCAGCUACUACCCUGACCACAUCGAGAUCGCCAACACCUACAAAUUCUGGGAACACAAGGCUGACUACGUGAAACCUGAAGUUGUGGACGAGUUCUACAACUACUACUACUACGGCAAGUACUUGCACCGAGGCGAGAUCUUCUCAGUGUUCCACAAGGAGCACUUGUACCAAGCUAUCGCCUUGUUCAAACUGUUCUACUAUGCCAACACGUACGAGAGCUUCUACCAUACGGCCGUCUGGGCCAGGAACUACGUCAACGAAGGCAUGUUCCUUUAUGCCGUGUCCGUUGCUCUGGUUCACCGUCCUGAUACUUACUACUAUGCCCUUCCGCCAAUCUAUGAAGUCUACCCGUACUACUUCUACAGUAGUGAGGUGAUCCAAGAAGCUCAGUACUACAAGCAAAUGUACCAUGGUGCUGAUGGUGCCCACUACAACGACAGGACCAUCUAUGCCAACUACUCGGGGUACUACCUCAACUUGCACCCAGAACAGGCCUUGUCGUACUUCACUGAAGAUGUAGGUGUCAACUCCUUCUACUACUACUACAACUUGUACUACCCCUUCUGGAUGAGUGGAGAGGAAUUCAACUUGAAAUACGACAACCGUGGUGAAUUGUUCUACUACAUGUACCAACAAAUCCUGGCGAGGUACUACCUUGAACGUUUGUCGAAUGGUUUUGGCGAGAUUGAUCACUUCAACUGGGAAGUACCUUUCGAAACUGGCUAUUACCCCAGCUUGUGCUACCCCAACGGUCUCCAAUUCCCCUCAAGGCCCAACUACGCCCACUUGUACGAGUACUUCUACAACUACGGACAGAAAUACGGGUACAACAAGUACGCCUACAGCUACACCUUUGUCAAGGACUACGAAAGAAGGAUCCGUGAUGCUAUUGACAGUGGAUACGUCUACACCAGAGGAGGCGACAAAGUCGAUCUGUUCUCGCACGAAGGUAUCAACAUUUUGGGCAGCUUAGUUGAAGGAAACCCAGACUCCCCGUACUACCACUACUAUGGUGCCUACCAUGUGUUCGCCCGCCACUUGCUGGGCUACUCCUUCCAACCUUUGACCUACCGCAAAGUCUACCCUUCGGCCCUCGAACACUUCGAGACUUCAAUGCGCGAUCCUGCUUUCUACCAACUGUACAAGAAACUCAUCACUUACUUCUUCAGAUACAAGGCCCAACACUACAAGUACUACACCGAGCACGACCUGGCCUUUGAAGGUGUGGAGGUCAAGAAUGUCGAAUUCGACCGACUUGUCACCUACUUCGACUACUACUUUGCCGACAUCAGCAGUGCUGUCUACGUCACUCCUGAAGAGUUCGUCCAGGACGGUUUCAAGGUCCAAGUGGCCCAACACCGCCUCAACUACAAACCCUUCACCUACAAGAUCUACGUUGACUCUAGCGUUGACACCGAUGCCGUUGUCAAAGUCUUCCUGGGGCCAAAAUACGAUGAGUACGGACGUUAUAUCAACUUGACCGAAAACUGGAUGAACUUUGUCCAAUUCGACCAUUUCGUCUACAAACUGAAAUCGGGCCAGAACGUCAUCACACGUAACUCCCGCGAGAUCUUCAACUACAUCCAUGACCGAACCUCCUACUACCAACUGUACCAGAAAGCCAUGGGCGUCAGUGACGACGAGCAACGCGGGUACUACCACCACACCCAGUUCUGGUUCGGCUUCCCCCAAAGGUUCUACUUGCCUAAAGGUACCUACGGUGGCUUCCCUUACCAGUUCUACGUCUACGUCACCAAAUACGUGCAAUACAAGAACCAGAAGUCCGAAGUACCAGUUGUCGGGUCCGGGUACCAGUACGUCGAUGGGUACCCCAUGGGCUAUCCCUUCGACCGUCCCGUUUACUACGGACAAGUGUUCUACGACAUCCCCAACGGGUACUUCUACGAGACCAAGGUCUACCAUCGUGAUGCUGACGCAGUCAACUACUCCCAACAAGAGUACUACAACAAACAGAACUACUACCAACAUCAUCAACACCAGUACAAACCACAACACUUCAACAAGCAGUACAACUAUGCUAAGCAGUACUACCCACAAGGACAGUACUACAAGGGGCAGAACUUCGACAGCCAGUACUACCACUACUAAUUUAUUCUUAAGUUUUGAUGUUGUUAUGGCAAAGGCAAUGUAUUAUGGUUCAUUCUGAUAUGAAAUAAAUUCAUGGUAAUGAUAA
This is a messenger RNA of Tribolium castaneum (red flour beetle), 2360 nucleotides long. RefSeq names its product arylphorin (gene HEX1A). The record is from RefSeq and is marked validated. Lineage: Eukaryota; Metazoa; Arthropoda; Insecta; Coleoptera; Tenebrionidae.